CCGAUCGCCGCAGCUUGCCGCUUGAUCAUCAUGUUUGUCGCUCAGGAUCACCGGGUGGACACCUACGUGCAUGUACUGUUGAUAACCACCGGCAGCGUUGCUUCUGUCAAAGCCCCCCUCAUCGUUAAGGAACUCUUAAAGUAUGACAAAGUGAAGGUCCAAGUGGUCUCUACUGGCCCGUCACUAGUGUUUUUCAAGCGAGAAGACAUCGAAGACGGAGAUACUAGAGUGUGGACCGAUAAGGAUGAAUGGCCGACGUCGUUCAAAAUUGGCGAUCCAAUCUUACACAUUGAAUUGAGACGGUGGGCUGAUGUGGUGCUAGUAGCACCCUGCUCAGCUAAUACGUUAUCCAAAAUUGCGCAUGGUUCGUGCGACAAUCUUGCGACUUCGCUAAUGCGAGCUCUGGCACCUACCACACCGACGUACAUCUUUCCUGCGAUGAACACAUUGAUGUAUGAUCAUCCGCUCACAGCUGAACAUCUUCGGAUUGUUCGUGAUGUGGUCAAAUACACUGUCGUUGGUCCGAUAGGGAAAGAUCUUGCAUGCGGAGACGUAGGUCUAGGUGCAAUGACCGAAUGGCGCGAUAUUGUAUGCAUAGUAGUAGAGAAGUUCCAGUUAAAUCUUCGCGUGUGAU
This is a messenger RNA of Desarmillaria tabescens, 634 nucleotides long. RefSeq names its product flavoprotein. Bases 31 to 633 code for a protein of 200 amino acids. Gene Ontology annotation, biological process: coenzyme A biosynthetic process. The record is from RefSeq and is a predicted model, not a curated record. NCBI's taxonomy places the organism in Eukaryota, Fungi, Basidiomycota, Agaricomycetes, Agaricales, Physalacriaceae. The transcript is spliced from 5 exons. Gene Ontology annotation, cellular component: phosphopantothenoylcysteine decarboxylase complex. Gene Ontology annotation, molecular function: FMN binding; phosphopantothenoylcysteine decarboxylase activity.